GCCGUCGCGGCCGUGAAGCUGCGAGCUGGCCCGGCCGGGCCGGAACAGGGCAGCGGCGGCGGCAGGCCUGGCCCCGGGAUGGCGAUGUUCCGCAGCCUGGUGGCUUCGGCUCAGCAGCGGCAGCCGGCGGGCGGGCCGGCGGGCGGUGACAGCGGCCUGGAGGCGCAGUACAGCUGCCCGAUCUGCCUGGAGGUGUACCACCGGCCUGUGGCCAUCGGCAGCUGCGGCCACACGUUCUGCGGGGAGUGCCUCCAGCCCUGCCUGCAGGUGCCGUCCCCCCUGUGCCCGCUGUGCCGCCUGCCUUUCGACCCCAAGAAGGUGGACAAGGCCACCCACGUGGAGAAGCAGCUCUCUUCCUACAAGGCGCCCUGCAGGGGCUGCAACAAGAAGGUGACGCUGGCCAAGAUGAGGGUGCACGUUUCCUCCUGCAUGAAGGUCCAGGAGCAAAUGGCCAACUGCCCCAAGUUCGUCCCCGUGGUGCCCACGUCCCAGCCCAUCCCCAGCGCCGUCCCCAACAGGUCCACCUUCACCUGCCCCUACUGCGGCGCCCGGAACCUGGACCAGCAGGAGCUGCUGAAGCACUGCGUGGACAACCAUCGCAGCGACCCCAACCGCGUGGUGUGCCCCAUCUGCUCGGCGAUGCCCUGGGGGGACCCCAGCUACAAGAGCGCCAACUUCCUGCAGCACCUGCUACACCGGCACAAGUUCUCCUACGACACCUUUGUGGACUACAGCAUCGACGAGGAGGCUGCCUUCCAGGCCGCCCUGGCGCUGUCUCUCUCUGAGAACUGAGGGCACAGCCCCCGGACCUGAGCCCUCCCGCCUCGGGGGACAGGGCCGGGCCGGCUCUCUGAGGCCCAGCGCCUGCGUGGGAGUGCGCCUUGGGGACCAAGCGGGGCCUCCGUGGUUGCAGGAGGGGCGGCCCCAAGCCCGCCGGCCCACGUCCUCACGGGGUGGCCACCAGUGCUCCUGGCCGAGCGUCGCUGGUUCUUCGGUGCUUCGAGCUGAGCAGCCGGCCCUGGGGGUGGGGGCCGGCUCGACGGGCCUGGGAGCAGCUGGCCGUCUGUCUGUCUGUCUCAAAGCCAUGAUGUCCUCCCCGUCCGCACAGAGACCCGCUCUGCCCAAGCUGUGCCCCGCAGGCCCGGCCGCCGCACCGGAAGUGCAGGAGGGGCCCCGGGCGGCAUCUGGCAACACUUCCACUUUGCGCACUCGGUACUGGCUUUUGUGAUACCUAGAAAUUCCGGCAUUUUUCUAUAUUAUCCGGUGUGAUAACCUUUUCACAUUUUAUAGAGCAAAGACAGAGCAGUUACUCUUCAUAUCGCAAUACCCGUGUUUGACUAGGAACAAUAGUAUUUUUAUGGAACAUUUACAAGAUUAUAUUUUUUAAAAAAAAAAGCAAUCAAAAAUAAACAGUGAUGGGGUCAGCGCAGGGGAGGGAAAGAGGCGAGCAGACGCCGGAGCCAGAGCACGGCCGCAGGGCUUUGCUGGGGAGCCUGCAGGACCCCAGUGGCAGGGUCCCUCUCCUAGUCACCAGGAAGCAGCCCCGGCGCCCCCUGACUGCUCACAGUGCAGCCCCCUCCUGCCAGGGGCGCGGCCUUGGCCCCGCUGUCACCUUCCCAGGCGGACCCUGGACCAUGCCCCGUGCCCAGCAGGCCACCCCUGGGGAUGACGGGCGGGGUUGGAAGACGCUGUCUUACUCUUUCGGUUCAAUGCAUAAAUUAUUGCUCUUUUAAAAAAACGUAAAUAAAACGUUUCAAAGCAUCUA
Molecule: messenger RNA, 1765 nt
Organism: Hyaena hyaena (striped hyena)
Lineage: Eukaryota; Metazoa; Chordata; Mammalia; Carnivora; Hyaenidae
Gene: RNF166
Product: ring finger protein 166
Exons: 6
Coding region: 79-792 (237 amino acids)
Biological process (GO): ubiquitin-dependent protein catabolic process; protein polyubiquitination
Molecular function (GO): ubiquitin protein ligase activity
Source: RefSeq, a predicted model, not a curated record